This is a messenger RNA of Pseudomyrmex gracilis, 3137 nucleotides long. Its product is annotated as GTP-binding protein Rhes. Gene Ontology annotation, molecular function: GTPase activity; GTP binding. The coding region runs from base 1729 to 2637 and encodes 302 amino acids. The transcript has 6 exons. The record is from RefSeq and is a predicted model, not a curated record. Lineage: Eukaryota; Metazoa; Arthropoda; Insecta; Hymenoptera; Formicidae.
CCGAUAAAAAUCUUAAGACAUGAUCAAUAAAACAUUCUUUAAAAGCUUUUUUUUUGAACGACUUUAAAGUUUUUACGCUUUAUUAUAUCGUCAACGUUUUAUUUUCGGAGCUUCGUGAAUGACCCGUUGAAAAGUUUUCUUUUUCCUGUCGCGCCGAGUCAUUCUCUCGUUCUCUCUCGGUAUUUUAUUCCCGUUUUGUAGCUCUAAAUUUCUGGUCCGACGAUGUUUUCUUCGACAAGGGUGAGCCCAACGCCUGGCGUGCCAGAAGAUUGCGGAGCAAAAAACGAAGACUUCUCACCUCGUAUCGUAUAAUUCCGGCUUAUUCCGGGUAUCUCUCCCUUGAUGUUCUUUGUUCACACCACACAUCGUCAUUUGUCGAAAAACAAAAAUGUUCAACCUCGAUAACUUUCUCACUUAAAGUUAUUAUCACAUUUUGCUUAAAAUCGAUACGUCAAAAAUACAAAUAUAUUAUUAGACUUUUACACAAUAAUUAUAAACAUUCAAUAAUUAUAUAAAUAACUUGCCUUACGUGCAAAAAAGAUUAAUAUAAAUGUUUAAGCAAAGAUUUUUAGAAGCUUACGGAAAGAAGCUUGUGCGAGGGUUGAAGGGCCGUAAAUAUUUAUUUUGUUUUUUAUUUUUUCUGACUGUAAGCUACAGAAGAAAGAUGUUCCAUUUAUGCUUUAGACAGACGGACGGUGAUAUACGAUAUCACGUUGUUGAAGAAUCCCUAUCUUAAUCGCGCACCCAUUAUAAAGACCUAAAUCUCGCCGAUAACUUUUUCACGCGAGAGAGAAAAAGAAAGAGAUGGACUGUGAUACUGGCUGCGAGUCAAGGCGCAGGAUCGAAGGAUCGCACCGGCCGAUGGUGUUGCGUUGCGUGUAUAUACUAUUAUAACCUCCGGCGGGGGUGGACGACGGCGUAGCGUAGAGUUGUACGCGCAGGGUGGUGAGAGAGAAUGUGCGCGCGAGAGGGAAAGCAAAAGGGAAGGAGGGAUGAGCGAGGAUGAGAGAGAACGAGAGAGCCGAUCGAGAGGGUGAGAGAGCAGCAGGAGGGGACCGGAGCACACGGUACGGAGCACCUCUCGUUGCCUCGCCAGUGGUUCAGUCAGCGCUUCGUACCGGCGUCGCCUCGCUUCGUCCUUGCUCCUUGCUUGAGAUACCCCUCGUGCACAUCGUCGUGUGCCCCUCAGUCGUCUCACGAAAUCAAUGAGCUCACGACGUAUUGGCAGACACAUCCGGACCUCGAUCGAGUAAAACUGCGGUUAUAAAGCCGUUGUAUAUAACAUCGCACGAAAGGGUUACCGAGAGUAAGAGGCCGAUACACAUCGACAAUCGAGCGUGUCGGGCUGCCACUUGUCGCUGCGGCUAAGUAACAGAAAGAGAGAAGACAAGAGAAAGGCAGAGUGCAUCGCGACGUGUAACAAGAAGUGACAGAGAGUAGAACGAGAUCGAAAGGAAGAAUCGCGAGGACCUGUACGGGUCCUAAACGCUCAGGACGGUGCAUGUCUCGGACCCCGCUUUUCAGCUUUUCUUCCAGCAACGCUUUGUCCACUUUCCUGAGCUGGAGGCGUGCGGCCGACUUCUGUGCUGCGUGCAGAGGCUCUGCAGAAGCGGAAGUGCAGCCGACGAGACCGUUGUCGAGCAACGAAUUACCGCUCGCGGUCGACGAGGAGCGCAAGCGGAGCCGGAGCUGGUGGAAGGCCAAGGUCCUUCGGGUCCGGAAGAUGGAAUGCUCGCUAUACCCGUCAGCCCGAGUCCUGCAUCCACUUCGUCACUGGAAGACGCCUGCAAACCGCCGCCACGUAACUGCUAUCGCCUGGUCAUGCUCGGCAGUGCCCGCGUUGGAAAGACUGCCAUUGUAGCACGAUUUCUGUCCAACAAAUUUGAGGAGAGCUACACGCCGACGAUAGAAGAUUUUCACAGAAAACUCUACAGGAUCAGAGGCGAAGUUCACCAGCUUGAUCUCUUGGAUACAAGCGGAAACCAUCCGUUUCCGGCGAUGCGACGAUUGUCCUUCCUGACGGGGGACCUCUUCGUCGUGGUGUUCAGCAUGGAUUGCCGGGAGUCCUUCGAGGAAGCCAUCAGACUGAGAGAGGCGAUUCUCGAGACCAAAGUGAGCGCGACUCAAAGUGCCAUGAAGAGCAGGAGGAGCCACUACAGUCUGAAGGUCCCUAUGGUCAUCGUGGGGAACAAAUGUGAUAAAGACGUGAAGACGGUUACGGUAGAAGAAGCUGAGCAAUAUUGCGUGAGUCAGGACGAGUGCUGCGUUUUUGUGGAAGCUUCUGCGAAGCGGAACUACCACGUGGACGAACUGUUUUAUCAGUUAUUCGUGGUGGCGGGUCUACCUCUGGAGAUGGCACCGAAUCAUCAUAGAAAAGUGCCGAUCAGUUUCGGCUCGCCUAUGUUACCGCCGUCGCAGCCGCGGCAUAAAGCCACUCUCAGUAUAAAACGUCGUCUGAGCGACGCUUGCGGCGUCGUGGCGCCGAACGUGCGCCGUCCCAGCAUCAGGACGGACUUGAUGAUCAUGAGAACGAAGACGUGCGCGCUCGCGGCCGGAAACGAGAACAAUACACCAGGAUCCAGAAUCACGCUUAGAACAGGAAGGAUAGAGUCCAAGAAGGCCUGCUCGAUACAGUGAUAUAUGUCAAACAACCUCGCGCGCGGACAAAUUUUUCGAAAUAUAAAACAAAUAUGGUAAUAUACUUUUCAGACGAUCUUCGGAACCGAGUGCGACUUACACUUUUGUUUAUUAUAAAAUGUUUAAUUUUAUUGUUGUAACAACUCUCUCUAGUAUUUCUUGCAGGAUAAGAAAAAUAAAAACAAACUUAAUUCGACGCGGAAAACCUCACAUAUACGCCGUAAAUCUCGCGAUUGAAACUUUCAAGUUUACAAUUGUUAGACUUCAUCAUGCGCAUACGAAGACGACGCGAAGCGAGUGCUCGCGAGCGAAGAUCGUCAAGGGAAAAUCAUAUUUAAACCGACCACGCUACUCGCCUUAAUUAAUUAACGGAAUAUAGCUUUAGCGUAAUAUCCCGAAGGUAAUACGUAUAAUUACUUUUAAGUUGUGAGAAAGAGAUAGAUAGAUAGAUAGAUAGAUAGAUAGAUAGAGAGAGAGAGAGAGAGAGAGAGAGUGUGCGU